AUGUUUAUUCAAAAAUCUGAUAAGUAUUAUGAAUUAAUCUCAAAAAUAAGAAAUUACGCAAAUCGCGUGGCAAAAUCACAAAGAUUGAUUUACAUUAUAACUGGUUAUCCAGGUGUAGGAAAAGGAACUCACGUGCAGUGGUUAUCCAAAGAUUUGAACCUAUUUCCUAUUUCUACUGGUGAUAUUAUUCGUAGAAAAAUAAAAAAACUUAAAGAACAAUCUAGUUCGUUUGAGUUACAAAUUAUUGACAAGAUGAACAAAGGUGAAUACAUUACAGAUGAUCUGGUGAUUAAAAUGGUCGAAGACGAGCUUAAAAAUAUUCCUGGAUCAUUAGGAAUUCUUUUUGAUGGAUUUCCCCGUACGCUUAAUCAAGCCAAGGCUUUGACAGAAUUGCUGCGUAAGUACAAUUUGGAAGUAACUUUGGUGUUCUUUUUAAAAGCUUCAAAAGAAACAGUAAAAAGAAGAAUUUGUGGAAGAUUAAUUCACGAACCAUCUGGCAGAACAUAUCAUAAAAUAACUAGACCUCCUAAAGUGACCGGUUUAGACGACGUGACUCAUGAACCAUUAAGUCAGAGAUCAGAUGAUAAACCAGAAAUAGUAGACCAACGAAUCAAAGUUUUCAAUGAAACUGUCACUGAUGUGUUGUCGUAUUACGAUAAUCUAAACAUACUUAUUACUCUGAACGCAGAUGAGGAAUAUAACGAAGUACGUGCUGAUAUCGAAGAUUUGUUCUAUCUAGCUAAUCGAUACAAAAGUCAUGACGGCAUUUAA
Messenger RNA from Dermatophagoides pteronyssinus (European house dust mite), 771 nucleotides. RefSeq names its product adenylate kinase-like. The record is from RefSeq and is a predicted model, not a curated record. NCBI's taxonomy places the organism in Eukaryota, Metazoa, Arthropoda, Arachnida, Sarcoptiformes, Pyroglyphidae.